This is a messenger RNA of Vicugna pacos (alpaca), 3851 nucleotides long. The record is from RefSeq and is a predicted model, not a curated record. Lineage: Eukaryota; Metazoa; Chordata; Mammalia; Artiodactyla; Camelidae.
UGUGCGGGGAAGGGGCGUCGCCUGGGCGGGACUGGAGGGGCAGUCUCAGGUGUUGCGGCUCCUUUGUUGGAGGCCCAGUUUCUGAUCCAACCCGGAGCUGUUUCUGCGACUGCGGGUUCUGGGGUAGGGGCAGUCUCUGGGCCUGGGGGCCGCUGAGGCGCUGUCCCUGACGAGGACGCGUCCGCUCCUCUCUGUCGCACGUGUCCUGGCUCUCCGCACCUCUCCAGCCCCUACACCGGGGCCUCCGUCUGCUCCCAGCCCGAAUCGGGUGUCCUGAGUAGCUUGAGGACACGGGGCUGGGCAGGUGCCAAGAACCCGCCGCCUCGCUCCCUCCUCCCGCUUCUCGCCGCCCAGGGCCACCUCGCCAGGUUAAGCCACUCGGCACCCGAAGCGAGGAGCCUCCGGCGGCCUACGCGCGGUCGUCUGCCCUGCUUGCGCCCACGGCUUCUGCUCCAAUUGCUUUCCCAACCGAACAGAAAAGUUGGGGGCGUGUUGCCGGGUCCCAGGGAAGCAGGGUGCUUGGGCACUGUGCCUGAAGGCCGCCGCUGCGCCUUCCCGCCCACGGGCCAUCCGGUCACGGUCCCUGAAGCCCCAGCCUGCCAGACCGGAGCCCACACUGACGUCAAGGGACACUAGGUUCCCUAGGAGCCGCCCCAGGCUUAAUGAUUGUCCAGAAGGUGGCUAUAAAGGGAGCCUGGGAGGCUGGGCGGAGGAGGGAGCAGAAACCGCCUAACUCAGCAGAUCGGAGCCCCGGGAGAGCCGCAGGCAGGCGCCGUGCUCAGAGGCACCGCGUCCCGGCGGCAGGGCCGGCUCCCCCCCGCCAUGGCGGCGCGUGGCUACAGCUAUUACCGCUCUGUGAUCUUCUCGGCCAUGUUUGGCGGCUACAGCCUGUACUACUUCAACCGCAAGACCUUCUCCUUUGUCAUGCCGUCGUUGGUGGAGGAGAUCCCCCUGGACAAGGAUGCCCUGGGGCUCAUCACCAGCAGCCAGUCGGCAGCCUACGCCAUCAGCAAGUUCGUGAGUGGGGUGCUGUCUGACCGGAUGAGUGCCCGCUGGCUCUUCUCUUCCGGGCUGCUCCUGGUCGGCCUGGUCAACGUUGUCUUCUCCUGGAGCUCCACAGUACCUGUCUUCGCUGCUCUCUGGUUCCUCAAUGGCCUCGCACAGGGGCUGGGCUGGCCCCCAUGUGGCAAGGUCCUGAGGAAGUGGUUCGAGCCAUCUCAGUUUGGUACUUGGUGGGCCAUCCUAUCAACCAGCAUGAACCUGGCUGGAGGGCUGGGCCCCAUCCUGGCGACCAUCCUCGCCCAGAGCUACAGCUGGCGCAGCACACUGGCCCUGUCCGGGGCACUGUGCGUGGUUGUCUCCUUCCUUUGUCUCCUGCUCAUCUACAAUGAACCUGCUGAUGUUGGACUCCGCAACCUGGACCCCACCCCCUCCAAGGGCAAGAAGGGCUCCUUGAAGGAGGAGAGUACCUUACAGGAUCUGCUGCUGUCCCCCUACCUGUGGGUGCUCUCCACUGGCUACCUCGUGGUGUUUGGAGUAAAGACAUGCUGUACCGACUGGGGCCAGUUCUUCCUUAUCCAGGAGAAAGGACAGUCAGCCCUCGUGGGGAGCUCCUACAUGAGUGCCCUGGAGGUUGGGGGCCUUGUAGGCAGCAUCGCAGCUGGCUACCUGUCAGACCGGGCCAUGGCAAAGGCAGGGCUGUCCGUCUACGGGAACCCCCGCCAUGGCCUGCUACUGCUCAUGAUGGCUGGCAUGACAGUGUCCAUGUACCUCUUCCGGGUAACUGUGACCAGUGACUCCCACAAGCUCUGGAUCCUGGUGCUGGGAGCUGUAUUUGGUUUCUCCUCUUACGGUCCCAUUGCCUUGUUUGGAGUUAUAGCCAACGAGAGCGCCCCCCCUAACUUGUGUGGCACCUCCCAUGCCAUUGUGGGGCUCAUGGCCAAUGUGGGCGGCUUUCUGGCUGGGUUGCCCUUCAGCAGCAUUGCCAAGCACUACAGCUGGAGCACAGCCUUCUGGGUGGCUGAAGUGAUCUGUGCGGCCAGCACAGGUGCCUUCUUCCUCCUACGAAACAUCCGCACCAAGAUGGGCCGAGCGCCCAAGAAGGCUGAGUGAAGACAGCGCAGGCUCUGAGCAUCCCGUCCCACCUGUGGCCUUUCCCCUCCACGAGGCGGGGGAGGGAGAGAGGGAGCUGCUCUGGCUAGCACUGAAUCUUUGACUUUCCCCUUCUGCGCCAUUUCCCUUGGUGGUGCUGGAAGUUCAGUGGCUAAUGAGGUCCCAGCUCCCCAUCCAAUUUCUAUUUAAAAGACAACCUUUGUUCUUGGACUUCAUUAGCUCCUAUUUCCUGCCUUCAAACAGGAAACCCCUGCACUCAGGGAGUCUCCUGGGCCCUGCCCUAUCCGCAUCCCACCCCAUCCCCACCUGAGGUGAGGCUUCUCCUGCAGCAGCAGGGCAGCAGUGGGCCAUGAUGUCUGCCCGAACGCUCUCAGCAGGGGGCAACUGCUACUGCCCAUACUUUGGACAGCAGGGGAAGAGGGGAGAUACCACUCUCACCAAUACCCUGGGUACAGUAGAGGGUAUGGGUGGGAGGAUACAAAGACUUGUCAUAGAAAACUAAAACUAGAUUUGAUACUAAACACUGUUACUAAUUCUUUCAAAAGGGGUAAUACAAGCCAGAGAUGGCUUUCUUUGGGAAAUACUCCCUUAAAACCUGCUUCUUCCACCCAAGAGAGAGAGACUUCAUUUCCCUGGAAUGGGAAUGCUGAGGUAUGGAUGGACUCCUUUAAGCUCAUGUCUCCCCUGCCUUCAACUUCACACUGUUUAAAUCAGUGAAUGUUUUGGAGAUGAAGCUACUGGGUUUCAGGCGGGUUAAAUAACUUGAUGGAGGGAGACAACAGAACACCCACUGACAGUGUAGUCAGAAAGCCUGGGUUCCAACCCAGUCUGCUGAUAACUAGAUUAAGACUUUGAGGCAGAGUUUGUACCUUACUAAAUCUCAUCUGUAAUAGACACAGAAUGUACAUCCCCAUUCCCCCUCCAAGGUAAGGGCGAGGAUUUAAUGAGAUAAAGCAGUAAAAACCCAGCUGUAAGCACUUGAUAAAUGUUCCAUCAUCAUUUUCAUUGUCAUCAUCACCACCACACCCACCCCCUAGGAAGUCAGGAGCAAUUCUGGAACUAGGUCCAAGGCUCUUGAUUCAAAGUCCCAUGUUCAUUCAUUCACUUAAUGAACACAUAUUUGUUUUGUUUUCUACUAGAACAUAGUUAUCUCAUCUUCCCAGAAUUCCCUUAACAUUCCUGUCUCCCAUCCUGAGUCUUUCCCCCCAAACCAUCAAUUAGGAUAGCAAACACUGAGAUCAAAGGAAUGUUUAUUACAGAAUUUAUGGGCCUACCUCCUUCAUAAAUAAUCUGUACAGAGUUGGGAAGUAGGACCAUGAUAGACACAGGAGAGAAGAGAGCAUGGUAUUAAGGCUCAGGGAUCAGUACACGUUCAGGCUCAGCAUCCUCCCGUUUUCAAGUGCACUAGCAAGGCUGCUGGGACCUCUAUCCGAGUGGAAACAGCACAGCCCCUGCAGCAGGAUGUCUCAGAUUUUGAGGGGCCUACUGCAGGUUCAGCCUAUGACCCAGGUCCAAAAGUUCCAGCCUUCUCUGCCACCUCCAGGGCUAACUUCAGGUUCUGGUCAAACAGCUCACACCUAGGCCGGCCCCAGGAGGCACAAAUAAGGACAAAGUGUGAGGCCUGAGGCUCUCUCCACUUUGGGUGCAGAAGCAGAGCCAGUGGAAAUUCUGCUUGAAGAAGGACAUGAACCCCAAGGGAAGUCUUUGGUUUUCAAAAAAAAUAAAUAACUAAAAGGCUA